AGCAAUUCAGAUAAGACACCCCCAAAAGAAAAAAAGAAAAGAAAGAGCUCUCUCAGUCUGAUAAUAAUUUUCAGUCAUCAUAUAUGGCUUCAAUUGUUCUCCCUCAGGGACUGUAUAUGAUAAAUACUACAACAAAUGUAGCAAAAUUGCAAUCUCAAAAACUUAGGGCUUCUUGUUCUUCUGCAUUUGUAUCAUCAUUCAACAGCAACAGAAGUCCAUUAGUUUCAAGACGGUGUCGUUUUGAUUCAUCUGGAUUUCGUAAUCGUGAAUGUUUUGUGGUCAGAGCUGAAGCUGAUGAUGAUACUGCAGCAGAAGGAGAAGCUGCUGCUGCAGAUAAUGUUGAAGCUGUGAGUGAAGAAGCGGAACAAACUGUGGUGGCUGUUGUUGAAGAUAAGCCGCCUAAAAAGCCAAUUGUUAAACUUGGUGAUAUUAUGGGGAUACUGAACAAGCAAGCAAUUGAAGCUUCAGAUACUUCAAGGCCAAUACCAGACCUUAGAACGGGAGAUAUUGUUGAAAUCAAAUUGGAAGUGCCAGAGAACAGACGUAGGCUGUCUAUUUACAAGGGUAUUGUAAUCUCAAAGCAAAAUGCUGGUAUUCACACUACAAUUCGUAUUAGAAGGAUCAUUGCUGGAGUUGGUGUUGAAAUUGUGUUCCCUAUAUACUCUCCAAACAUCAAGGAGAUAAAAGUGGUGAAGCACCGGAAAGUCAGAAGAGCCAGGUUGUACUACUUGCGAGACAAGCUCCCCAGGCUCUCUACUUUUAAAUGAGAAGCGUCAUGGCUUCACUCUUGAUUUUCUUCAGUCAUUGACAAAUUUUGGUUCUGGAGAAAGAUAUGUUCUAUAUGAUGAAUAUCUUAUGAUCCUUGUCUAAAAUUUUCUAUAUUACAUGUAAUUUGUGUAAACCUUUCAAGUGUUUAUUCUGGGUUCAACUGAUUAGGCAAUAUCAUCAGUAUAUGGUUAUGCA
Erigeron canadensis is the source of this 963-nucleotide messenger RNA. RefSeq names its product 50S ribosomal protein L19-2, chloroplastic-like. Gene Ontology annotation, cellular component: ribosome. Gene Ontology annotation, biological process: translation. Gene Ontology annotation, molecular function: structural constituent of ribosome. Lineage: Eukaryota; Viridiplantae; Streptophyta; Magnoliopsida; Asterales; Asteraceae. Bases 84 to 767 code for a protein of 227 amino acids. The record is from RefSeq and is a predicted model, not a curated record. The transcript has 5 exons.